CCGGCAUGGGCGGCGGCGCGGCGCGGCGCUGGCGGCGGCGAUGAGGAGGCUCGCUGGAGACCAUGGGCACGGCCGUCUCCAAGCGCCGCUCUCUCCGCAACGAGGCCGUGGCGUCGGUGGCGGCCAAAGUCAGAGCGGCAAGGGCCUUUGGGGAUUACCUCUCCCAAAACCAUCCGGAGGAGAAGAAUGGUUCAGAUCACUUGCUGGCGGAAUCUUACGUCGGGCAAGAGGACUCCCCGGAGAUGCACCAGGCGGCCCAGAACAAGCGGCGGCUGUCGCUCAUUUCUGACGGCAAGUUUGAGAGGAGCUUCUCGGAAGAGCGUGGCGAGAAGCUGGCGGGCGACGGCCCCAAGCCCCGUGUCUACACCAUCUCCGGCGAGAGGCCCAUGUUCUCCCAGCACCAGAGCGAGAGCAUGGAGCUGGUGGUCAUCAAAGGAGCCGAGGAGGAGGAGGAAGAGGAGGAGGAAGAUUGCUCUCAGGGUCAGCCCCUGCAAAAUUCUGGCAGCUCUGAUAACAUCGGCAAGCGCUGUAAAAGCGGUUGGGCGGCCAGCCGCCAGGUCUCCAAGGAGUGCCCCGGCUGUACCCACAUGGGCUCUCCUACCCAGCAUGCCUUUGACCUGGAACACCACCACCACCACCACCACCAUCACCACCACCAUCAGGCUGGUGAGACGGGCUGGCGCCGGAAAAAGCUGGAGAGAAUGUAUAGCAUUGACCGGGUGUCAGACGAUGUCCCCAUCAGGACCUGGUUUCCCAAAGAGAACCUCUUCACUUUCCAAACAGCUACAACAACUAUGCAAGCCAUCUCGGCAUUCAGGGGCUACGCGGAGAGGAAGAGGCGGAAGCGAGAGCAUGACUCUGCGGCUCUGAUCCAGAGAAAUUUCAGGAAGCAUCUACGAAUGGUCGGCAGCCGUCGCAUAAAGGCGCAGACCUUUGCCGAUCGGCGAGAGAGGAGCUUCAGCCGGUCCUGGAGCGACCCCACUCCCGUUAAACCCGAAAACCUCAAUGAUUCCCGAGAAAGCCAUGAGCUCCAGGAUUCCUGCUGCGCGCUCGACAAGGGCGUCGACCUGAACUGGGAGGCGGAGAAAGAGCUCGAAGCGGCGGCCUGCAGCGGGGAAGACUUCAUCCCGCCCAAGAUCAUGCUCAUUUCUUCCAAGGUGCCCAAAGCUGAGUACGUUCCGACAAUCAUCCGCCGGGACGACUCGUCCAUUAUCCCCAUUCUCUACGAUCACGAACACGCCACCUUCGAUGACAUUCUCGAGGAGAUCGAAAAGAAGUUGAACAUUUAUCGGAAGGGCUGCAAAAUUUGGAAGAUGCUCAUUUUCUGUCAGGGCGGCCCGGGCCACUUGUAUCUUCUGAAGAAUAAAGUCGCCACGUUUGCAAAAGUGGAGAAGGAAGAAGACAUGAUCUACUUCUGGAAGCGUCUGGGCCACUUGAUGAGCAAGCUGAACCCGGAGCCGAACGUCAUUCACAUCAUGGGGUGCUACGUCUUGGGGAACCACAACGGGGAAAAGCUCUUUCAGAACCUGAAGAAUCUAAUGAGCCCUUGCCGGGUCACCUUUGAAUCUCCGCUCGAACUGUCUGCUCAAGGGAAGCAAAUGAUCGAGACGUACUUUGACUUCCGCCUUUAUCGCCUCUGGAAGACCCGCCAACACUCCAAGCUUCUGGAUUACGACGACAUCUUAUGAGGGCGAUCGAUGACCCAGCCAAGCGCGGCAGCGUUUUCUCCGAGCCCAAGUGGCCGAGCUUCGUGUGGGGGGAGAGAGAGAGAGAGAGAGAGAGACUUCUUCACGGGCGCGGGAGAGUCCUUUGGUGCCCAGAGGCAGCGGGGCGAAACAGGCGUGCCGUCGAGCGAUUUGAAGAGGGGGCGGCCCGCCGCGUCAGGCGGGGCUCAAGCCAGCACGUACGUCAGGUGGAGGGAGCGUGGUGGUGGACGAGGCCACGAUGAGACAUAUCCUCACGGGACUGAGCUCACUUCAAUCCCAAAGGGCCGUGCUUCACUUCAGGCCCUUUUCAAAAGACAUUCCAAGCUCAGGUUUUCUUAACGACAGAAACUCGUCCGAUCUUUUUUCCGUUUUUUUUAAUUUGCUUCGCCUUUUCUCGCGCGACUGGAUAACCCGGGGGCGAGCGUCACCGGCGCGCAACCCCCUCCCGUUUCAUGCGCGGACGCCGUCUCUCUUUUGGAGGCGCGGGACACCCUGCUCAGCCUCGCGCACUCUGAGAUGCGGGUUCCGAAACCUUUGCACGGAUUCGAGGGAAACUCAGACGUGUCUAUUUUAAUAGAGGGGAGAGAGUGGG
Molecule: messenger RNA, 2298 nt
Organism: Elgaria multicarinata webbii
Lineage: Eukaryota; Metazoa; Chordata; Lepidosauria; Squamata; Anguidae
Gene: NSMF
Product: NMDA receptor synaptonuclear signaling and neuronal migration factor
Exons: 16
Coding region: 63-1688 (541 amino acids)
Biological process (GO): regulation of neuronal synaptic plasticity; positive regulation of neuron migration
Cellular component (GO): cytoplasm; nucleus
Source: RefSeq, a predicted model, not a curated record